Molecule: messenger RNA, 842 nt
Organism: Lolium rigidum
Lineage: Eukaryota; Viridiplantae; Streptophyta; Magnoliopsida; Poales; Poaceae
Product: probable diphthine methyl ester synthase
Exons: 6
Coding region: 1-822 (273 amino acids)
Biological process (GO): protein histidyl modification to diphthamide
Molecular function (GO): diphthine synthase activity
Source: RefSeq, a predicted model, not a curated record
AUGCUGUACAUAGUCGGCCUCGGCCUGGGCGACGAGCGCGACAUCACGGUGCGGGGGCUCGACGCCGUCCGCCGCUGCGCCAAGGUCUACAUGGAGGCCUACACCUCCCUGCUCUCCCUCGGCCUCGACCCCGCCUCGCUCGCCAACCUCGAGAAGAUGUACGGGAAGGAGAUCACGGUCGCCGACCGCGAGAUGGUGGAGGAGCGCGCCGACCAGAUGCUGACCGAGGCCAAGGACGCCGACGUCGCCUUCCUCGUCGUGGGAGACCCGUUCGGGGCGACCACCCACACUGAUUUGGUUGUUCGGGCCAGGGACAUGGGGGUGGAAGUUAAGGUUAUUCACAAUGCGUCCGUCAUGAACGCGGUCGGAAUUUGUGGAUUGCAGCUUUACCGCUACGGGGAGACCAUCUCCAUACCUUUCUUCACAGAGACAUGGAGGCCAGAUAGUUUCUAUGAGAAAAUUCAGAACAGUCGCCGACUUGGCCUGCACACUCUUUGCCUGCUAGACAUUCGUGUUAAGGAGCCAACACUCGAGUCCUUGUGCAGAGGAAAGAAAGUUUAUGAACCACCAAGAUUCAUGACUGUCAACACUGCAAUAAGUCAGCUUUUGGAGGUGGAGGAACUGCAUGGGGGAUCUGCAUAUGGCCCAGAUUCACUUUGUAUGGGUGUAGCUCGCCUUGGAAGCGAUGAUCAGAAGAUUGUUGCUGGCCCCAUGAAGAAACUACUGGACGUUGAUUUUGGAGCACCCCUUCACUGCCUCAUCAUAGUGGGAGAGACACAUCCCGUGGAGCAAGAGAUGCUAGAGUUCUACAUGAUCAAGUAGUGAUCUGCUUUCAUGUGAGU